AAGAAAGAAAAAAAGUUGACAUUUUUAUCAUCAAAACUAGUUUGAGGAGAGAGAAAGUAGAGAGAGAGAGGGGGGAUGCAGAAACAGUACAUUAGGGUUAGGGUUUGAAGCAAUGGACUCCCCUGAAAAAGUCAAGACUUCCACCUCCAUUGCAGCCGCCACUACCUUGCCAUCAGACUCUGUUGCAGCCCCCGAUUCAACUAUAUUUGGUUACAUUAGCAACCUGUCCCCUAUAAAGCCUGUGAAGGCAGCACCUGUGGUACCAGGCUUCCCAAGUCUUAAUUCUCCUCCUAUUGUAUUCACAUCACCUCAUCUUAAUCCUCUUUGUGAAACAACUUAUUUGAAAAGGUCUCAAUGCCCUCAACUGUCUUGUGAAGAAUUAUGCCAACAGGAUAUUAGCGACAAUAAAUUUGAGAUAGGUUCUAAUGAACUUGAAAAAUCUAAAACCCAAAGCAGCAGUACGUUGAUCCCUUGUGUUGAGAGAGAAUGUGAUACUAAGGGCUCUGUACCAGACCAGGCUGCUAGUCCCCCGGAAUGUAUUGACAAAUACUUGGCUGAUACUGUGGAGGUCAAUUGUGAAAACUCUGCACAUUCAGCCAAUUUAAGUUUGAUACAAUCUGAUGAUGAUAUGCCUCAAUCAAUAAAAGAUUUUACCGAUUCAAAACUUGAUGACGAAAAUGAUAUUAGACAAGAUGCUGAGAUAUUGAUGGGUGCUUUUCCAGCCACGCCAGAGCUGGCUGGGCAGGACUUUCAAGGAAAGUCAUCAUUCAAUGAUGAACCUGUUGAAACUGAUGCAAAGCAGGGAGGCAGUGAGAUGCCUUCUUGUGAAUGCCCAAAAGUUGAAUCUGGUUUGUCUGUAGAACAACAGUGUGAACUUUCAGUGGCCCAGCAUGCUGGAGCUGUUCAUGAGGAUGAAUUAGGUUGUGCAUCUCAGUUUCUGCCAGAAUCUUUGCAGCCCAGUCAGGGAUAUGAAGAUUGCAGUGAGAUCACUGGAGAAGCCUCAAAUAAAAUUGCUGACAAUAUUGUCUUGCAUGAUCCCAAGGGUCAACACUAUAGUGGCAUGCGUAGACGCUGUCUUCGGUUUGAAGAGGCUCGAGGGAAUAUUGUGGAAAACAGCCCUGGUUCAAGGGGCUCAUCAAACGUUGUAACUAGUUCAAGUUUACCUGCUAAUCUUGCAGACAUGGAGGUUUUUGAAUCAUCUAGUCUAGAAAUAAGUGCAACUUCCAGUGGCAGGCAUCUGAUUAACUUGACCCAACCCAUAAUUUCUGUGAUUCCUCCUAGAAACAAUGGAAAUCCUAGAUCAUCAAUUUCCAAGCCAUCGGGUAUUGGUUUACACUUAAAUACAAUUGUUAAUGCUAAGCCAAUGAGUUGUGGUGUUAGUGGAAGCAUGCAAUCAGCCGAGAAAGGUUACCUGAAUGUACAAGAUGGGAAGUUGGUAUCUAAUAUGGACUGUCAUCAACCAGAAAGCACAAAGAAUAGCUCAAUUUUAUCUAAUGUGAGAGAAAAACUUCCAGUGAGCAGUGAAGAUUGUAGUCAUGAAACUCAGGUCUCAGUCGCAACUAGUUAUCUUCCUUCUCAAUAUCUCCAAAUUGUGAAAUCUUCAACUGAUAUUGCACCAUUGAAGCAAAUUGAGUACGAGACAACACUCUGUGACAAAAGGAAGUCCAUCUCCAAACAUGCUCAUGCUGUUGAGUCGUCGAACCUAUCAAGCCCCAAAAAGAAAAGGAAGAAGGCAUCAGCCACCAAUGAUGGUGAUGGUUGCAAGCGUUGCAAUUGCAAGAAGACUAAAUGUUUGAAACUUUACUGUGACUGUUUUGCUGCUGGAAUCUAUUGUGCUGAACCUUGUGCUUGCCAAGGGUGCUUUAAUAGACCUGAAUAUGAAGAUACAGUUCUUGAUACUCGGAAACAAAUUGAAUUCCGAAAUCCACUUGCAUUUGCCCCAAAGAUUGUACAGGGUCUCACUGACUCCUCUGCAAACAGUAUUGGGGAGGAUGGGAAUUAUUCAACACCAUCCUCAGAAAGGCACAAAAGAGGGUGCAAUUGCAAGAAGUCGAUGUGUGUGAAAAAAUACUGCGAGUGCUAUCAGGCUAAUGUCGGAUGCUCUAGUGGAUGUCGGUGCGAAGGAUGUAAAAAUGUCUAUGGUAAGAAGGAAGAAUAUGGCAUGACCAAGGAUGUUUUGAGCGAAGGACCUGUCAACGAAAGAUUUGAAAGCACAUUUGAUGAGCUGGAAAUGGCGGCAAGUCGAGAUGGUUUAUUGCAGACUGAGCUGUGUAAUCUUGACAACUUCAUACCUCCGACACCAUCAUUCCAAUUCUUGGACCAUGGAAACUGUGCACCAAAAUCCCGGUUUUCUACCAGAAGAUGCCUCCCGUCACCUGAAUCCAAUCUUACCUUGCCAAAAUCACUUGAAACUUCUGAUAAUAACCAUGACCUGCUACUGAAAGCUAGGAAAGACAUUCAAGGUAUAGAUUAUUAUUGUCAGGAAUUGGAUUUUAGCAAUGCAGAGACAGUGAAUGAAUUGUCACCAAGAUAUGAUGGGCUUUCCAAUAUGUGUGACCUCAGCACACUGCCUAAUCCUCCCUCAACAGCCAUGGCAUAUUCGGCAUCAUCAAAAAUUAGUGAUUGGACAACUAUUUCAAGAGCCCAAUUAUGUGCUAGAAGUGGCCAUUUAUCAUCAGUGAGUUCCUUUCAUUGGCGUGGUUCACCAAUCACCCCUGUUGCUCAAUUUGGUGGGACCAAACUUCUCGGAGCAGUUGAAUCUGACAAAAAGCAUCACGAUAUACCGGAAGAUGACACGCCUGAGAUACUGAAGGACACUUCUACCCCUCUCAAGGCAGUGAAAGUUACUUCCCCAAAUAAAAAGCGUGUUUCUCCUCCCCAUCGUCGCUUGCAUGAGCUUGGAUCUAGCUCCUCAGCAGGCUUGAGAAGUGGUCGAAAGUUCAUAUUGCGGGCUGUGCCUUCUUUCCCACCUCUUACGCCAUGCAUUGAUUCCAAAGACAGUAGCAGUCAGAAUAUAAAUGAUCCUCUAGAUUGUAGUAGCAAGAAAUGACAAUCAAUCGAGUUGCUUCAGAGAACAGUCAGAAUAUAAAUGAUCCUCAAAAUUGUAGAAGCAAGAAAUGACAAUCAAUAAAGAACUCAAGUGCGAAGUGUUAGAAGGCUGAUGCACAAAGAUGAAAAGUUUUCCAUACUGCUACCAUUUCUUCAUAUGUAGCCUGUUCUUUUUUUCUUUUUCUUUUUUUCCAUUUUUUUUCCUGUUUUUUUUUUUAUACAUCAGAGACCAUAGCCAGAGGGAGUCUUUCUUUGUCUUUUAGAAUUACUUAUUAUUAUUAUAUAUAAUUUCGAUUUUGCUUGCAAAACACCCAAAUGGGUUAUGUCCUUACUGUAUUGAAGGACAACUAAAGUUCUGAUCCAUUGAAUAGGCAUAGAAUAAGUAAAUCUUCUAAUUUUGAAGAGAGUGGAAA
Molecule: messenger RNA, 3461 nt
Organism: Camellia sinensis
Lineage: Eukaryota; Viridiplantae; Streptophyta; Magnoliopsida; Ericales; Theaceae
Product: protein tesmin/TSO1-like CXC 2
Molecular function (GO): DNA-binding transcription factor activity
Source: RefSeq, a predicted model, not a curated record